AUGAGUGACAGUGGGGACGCUCAGCAGCCGUCCCAGGGCCGGGACGCGGAUGAAGCCCAGGCGACUCCCCCCAAAACCGACGCCAAGGGGCCGGAGGAGGAAGAAGAAGAGGAGGAACAGGACUAUGUGUCCUUCGAUGCCUCGAAUUUCUACAAGAGCCUGACGGAGGCACAGAAGGACCGAUACGGCGACUACCAGCACGGCGGGUUCGGCCCGCUCUCCGUCCAGGCCAUCAUCGCGGAGGUCUUCGCCGACCAAGCCGGCACCGAGGCGGCCCUCAAGGACAAGGUUCUGGAGGACGCGACCACGAUCCUCGCGCGCGUGACGAAGAUCUUCGUGGGCGAAAUCAUCGAGCAGGCCGUGCUCGCGAGGCGGGCGCGCGGCGAGGACGGGCCCCUGGCGCCGGACGACGUCAUCGCGGUGUUCAACCGCAUGCAGCGCGAGGGACGCAUCCCAUCGAUGCACAAACGCGCCCGGCUGUUUUGA
Messenger RNA from Pedinophyceae sp. YPF-701, 486 nucleotides. Lineage: Eukaryota; Viridiplantae; Chlorophyta; Pedinophyceae. The record is from the annotation of a GenBank genome assembly.